CCGGUCUGGUGAUUCUGAACCGCCUGGGUGUGUCAUGUGACGGUGGAGCCGCAACAACAAGAAGAACUUGACUCCUGUCAGUCGGAGUGCGUUUAAUAUGAGACAGAGAACAGUGAAGCGAGUUCUGUGUCACAAAGAGACAGAGACAGAGGCAGGGGAACAGCAGUUCAAUAGCAGCACCCUCACAGAGUUAUUGAUUUCUAUGUAAUUAUUAUUAUUUAGUCACACCCGAAGCAGCAAUAACAUUAACAAAGAAACGGCACCGGGGAAGAGAGAGAACUGCUGUCACCGGCAGAGAGAGACACGGCAAAGGUGUGACUCUGGCUGGUUGCCAUGGCGCUGUACGAUCGACCUUCCAUAAACUCCGCCCUCCGUGACAGUGAAGAGGAGGAGGGGCCUGAAUCAGGGGAGACCCAACCCCUGCUGAGCACAGAGGAGGGCUCAGCACAAUGUUGCUCCGCUCGUUUUAACCUUGCAUUUCUCAUGUUCCUGGGUUUCUGCAUGGUCUACGCCCUGCGUGUCAAUCUCAGCGUCGUCAUGGUAGCCAUGGUCAACGGAACAGUGACACAGCCAAUCGGCAACAGCUCCCAGGCGGAGGUGUGUCCGAAACAUUCCAGCCCUGAGGGCAACUCGACCAAUAAGGGACCCCCAGGGGUGCCUCAGUAUGACUGGAGCUCUGAGACGCAGGGUGUGAUCCUCAGCUCCUUCUUCUAUGGGUACAUCCUGACCCAGGUUGUGGGGGGGUACGUGUCGGACCGGUUUGGAGGGAAGCUGUUCCUGGGUUUAGGGGUGCUGUGCACGGCGGCGCUGACUCUGCUCACUCCGCUGGCAGCCAGUCUGGGGGUCCCCUACCUCAUCGCACUGAGAGCAGCCGAGGGCGUCGGAGAAGGCGUAUCCUUCCCUGCGAUGAAUGCCAUGUGGGCACGCUGGGCCCCGCCCCUGGAGCGCAGUCGCCUCGUGACCUUCUCUGCAGCAGGUGUUAGUUUCGGUACCUUCGUGGCUCUGCCUCUGACAGGCUUCAUGUGUCAGUCCCUGGGCUGGCCCUCUGUCUUCUACAUCUUCGGUGCUGCUGGCUGUGUCUGGUCUGUGUUCUGGUUCACUCUUGUGUCUGACGAGCCUCGCUCUCACCCACGAAUCAGCAAGUCCGAGCUAAAUUACAUCACUGACUCCAUCAGCUCACAGGGCAGUGCUCAGGGCUGGUCAGUGCCUGCUCUCUCCAUGCUGGGCUCCCUGCCUCUCUGGUCCAUCGUUGUGGCUCACUUCUCUGCAAACUGGUCCUACUACACCCUGCUGACCACACUGCCCACCUACAUGGACCAAGUGCUGCGCUUCAACAUCAAGGAGAAUGGGUUCCUCUCUGCUCUGCCCUAUCUGUGCUGCUUCCCGGUUGGUUUGCUGUCCGGUGUGCUGGCUGAUUUCCUGCAGGAGAGACGCCUCCUGAGCACCACUGCAGUGCGCAAGAUAUUUACCGUCUCAGGCAUGGUGUUCCCAGCAGUGUUCCUGGUUGCCACGGCGUUUAUUGGCUGUGAUUACCGCUGGGCCGUCGCGUUCCUCACCGUGUCCUCCGCCCUGAGCGGGAUACUCAGCGCCGGCUUCAACAUGAACCACCUCGACAUCGCGCCCAGGUAUGCUGGGAUCCUGCUGGGAAUCACAAACUCUUUCGGGACCAUCCCUGGGAUCGCCGCCCCCACUGUGGUGGGAUACCUCACUGCACAGCACUCUCUCUCCGGGUGGAGGUUGGUGUUUUUCAUCUCUGCCGGGAUCAACGUGUUCGGAGCACUGUUCUACUGCAUCUGCGGGACCGGGCAGCUCCAGAGCUGGGCGAGAGAGGAGCAGAGGCCAGGCGAGGGACACAAGGACAGGUGGGCAGGAGACUGCUGAGGGACAGACUCACAGACCAGGACACAUUCCCUGAGACAGACUCCAGGGAGGGUCUGUAUUCAACAGACAGACAGACGGACAAGCAGACAGAAAACCGAUUGAAAGGACAGACUCACAGACCAGUAAACAUUCCAGUGGGCUAACUUACAGACACACAGACAGGCAGGCUGGCAGACACGCAGACAGACAGACAGGUCCCUUCAUCCCUCCCUUCACCUUCUUUCAGGUUCAGAAAUAAAUUCCAUUGCAAACGCUUCGACUCGAAGUCUUUCUCAAUGUCGAAACGUUUGUCAUUGAAUGUAUUCAGGUUCUUUGAGGACUUCUAAACCCAGCAGUAUUGAGUGUUGGUUAGGUAUGGAUGAUUCUGUCUGAAUCAGGAACAGGAUUGUGCGUCUCAGCUCUGUGUUUAAACUGCAGAUGUGAAUGUGUGUUAAUAUCAGAGUAAUUCUAACAGGAGAGCUGCUUCACUCUGGAACUGCAGGGGUCCCAUCCUCUCUUGCAGGGGGUACUGUGGGAGUCUCACGGGACACCCCCCUCCCCUUAAUAUAUCUCCUGUUUCCAUCGAGCCAGACUGAACAGGGAUGAGGGGACCAGCCUGUUCGAGCGACUGUCUGUCUGUCUCUCUGCAGCGAAACAGAAACACUCACAGGAAUAAUCACGUCUUUGUAUUCUGCACAAAACCUACACAAUUGAAAACAGAUCAUGUGGAAGCUACAUGACACUUUAAAAGGUGGAGAUUUUCAAGGGAUUUUUUUAAUGCCUUGCUUAUUAACAGGGGUUAAAGGGACCCGGUAUGAGCAGCCACUGUAGGCAUGCUUUCUGAAGGCCAUCUGCACCAAGUUUUAAUAAGAAUCAUUAAAUAAUAAACUGCUUUAAUUAAACAAUUAAGAGCUGCCUCCUAUCCCUGACCUCAAAGGGACAGAACAGGAUGGGAUUCCCUGAUUGCUACCUCCUGAAUGGAGAUGACAGAUCCUUCUGUUAAUGUUGUGCAGUCAGUGUAAAUCAAGGGUAUUUAAUUACACGACGAUCAGGAACAUUUUAAUUUAAUACAAGUAAAGGCAUUUCCUUUUUUUUUUUUUAAAUGUAUUAAAUGAGUAAAAGAAGCUGCUUCUGAUACAAAAAAGGUGGGGAAUUAAAGCCCAGAUUAAACCAGCUUUUUAAAAUGCAUUUAAAAAAAAAAAAAAACAGUAAAAAACUAAAAUCAGGGCAUUCAUUUUAACAAGUGGUUCCUGAGUGGCCACAUGGGGGCAGUGCCUUCCACACGGCAGGGUUUUGAGACAGGAAAUGUAAUGAGGGGCGUGGAGUGUGCGCUCCAUCUUGAAGCUGUACACCGCUGUGAUGUUUUGGGUCUUUCUUGAGAGGUGAACUUGCCAACUAUUGCACAACACGGGUACAACUCAGGAAGCAAACAUCCUAGAACAGGAAACGGGGGCUGCUGCAGUGUGUGUGCUGUCAUGGCAACACCCCUCUGAAAUAGCGCUGUUAUUACUGAGUGCUUUAGAUCUUUUACUGUGUUCUCAAUUUAAUCAAUUUAUUUCUUAGCAGACUUACAAUUGUUACAAGAUAUCACAUUAUUUUUACAUACAAUUCCCCAUUUAUACAGUUGGGUUUUUACUGGAGCAAUCUAGGUAAAGUACCUUGCUCAAGGGUACAGCAGCAGUGUCCCUGUACAUGGGAGCAGGAAUGUGUUUUAUUUUUAAAUAAAAAAAGGGAAUGUAUUAUUUUAUUCAGCCAGACAGAAAGUAUAAAAAGAUUCUCUGCAUUAAAAAUGACAAAUAUGUGCUCAAAUCCGGCAGUCAACGCCUUCUCGUGUAUGCUUUUGUAUCGUUUGUUUUUAUUAUAGGACAUUAUUUUAUACUUUUAAUUUCAGGGAAUUUCUAAUGGAUUAAACAUGUUUUCAAUACA
Acipenser ruthenus (sterlet) is the source of this 3786-nucleotide messenger RNA. RefSeq names its product sialin. Gene Ontology annotation, biological process: monoatomic anion transport; transmembrane transport. NCBI's taxonomy places the organism in Eukaryota, Metazoa, Chordata, Actinopteri, Acipenseriformes, Acipenseridae. The record is from RefSeq and is a predicted model, not a curated record. Gene Ontology annotation, molecular function: transmembrane transporter activity. Bases 334 to 1881 code for a protein of 515 amino acids. The transcript is spliced from 12 exons.